This is a messenger RNA of Metarhizium acridum CQMa 102, 2526 nucleotides long. The record is from RefSeq and is a predicted model, not a curated record. Lineage: Eukaryota; Fungi; Ascomycota; Sordariomycetes; Hypocreales; Clavicipitaceae.
AUGGAUGAUGAAAAGGGGACCACGAAAAAGAAGAAGGGAUUCUUUAGCGGUAUUUUGCGCACAAAAAGCCUGGCGUCACGGGGGCUGAAGGCAUUUCGGGAUCGGGGCGGUUCGCCCUCGAACGGCGAUAAGCUGAAGCAGGAUAAGACGACGACGACGACGACGACGAGACAGGCACCGCCUGACCAAGCGCCAGCGAAGGUAAGAAAUGUACAAAGAAGAGAGUACGGUAAUGGGGUUGAGAUGCAGCGCAGGGUCAAUGGCAAUGAGGCGCCGCGACGGCCCAAGAUUGAUGCCGGGCAGCGAAAUGGAGGUGACGCGCCACGACGGGUCAUAAUCGACGACACACCCCGGAACGGAGAAGAACAUUCAUCGCGGAAAGUGAACGGGAACAGUAGCAUACCGCGCAAGAACACCCGGACGAGUAAACAUACGGCCGCGCCGUUGGCAGAUGACCCAAUGCCAUCUUCGAGAAGACGGCCUCGACGACCGAAACCUGAACCAGAAGGUGAUGACGGACAUGCUGAUCCAAAGGACAGACAGAGCAGGAAGACUUUUGGGGAGGAUAGAGUUGAAACGCCUCCGCCGCCGACAUUAACAGAAUGGCCUCCCCCGGGACUGUCCAACGGUGACGAAUUAACGCCUCAGCAUGCUAUGGAGCUUGUUACCCGGGGGGCACCGUUACAUAAAGGACACAGAAGGGCCAUCCCACAUGCACCGGACUAUUAUUACGCUCUGUACUCGACAACUUCGAGUAGUCGAUCCGACGACACUGAUGCCAUGAGCCUCCACGACUCCAUGACACCACUCAUGACGCUUCGUCUCCAAGGUCCAGGACGACCGGCCACGCCCUGGGAGUCCCUAGAGCAACCCAGCUGCGCAUUCCUUUAUGGUCAACGACCUGGAACUAUAACCCUAAACCAUUGGGUGUCAAUAUCCUCUUCGCUCCCGCCGACCAUUGCCCUCCGAGACUCAGGCGUCCUCCCCCGCAACAUGGGCCUAUCUCACAUCCUAGAGCGUCUAAAGGAGCUUCAGGCGGGACUGGAAGACGACGAUGAAGGCCUACUUUAUAGGAUACUGUACAAAAGAAUCCUCCGUGACCCGGAACGCAUUCUAAACCCCCACAAAACACUUGACAAACAAAUCACGGAUUUAUUGCUCGUCCUGUCACGGCCCGACUGGAUUGAUUUCACGGAGCCCAAGAACCAGGUCGUUACGCGAUUCAUAUUCAACCCCGAGGAAAUCAACCCGGACGUAUAUCGCAAGUUUUUCCAUCAGCUGCUUCUGAGCCUCGAGCUGGAGUUGAGAAUACAUUCGAGAAGCCAUGGAGAAUGGGCAAGGGAGAGGCUGUUGGGCCAGAUUCCGCCAACUAUACGGUGGAAUUUGGCGCUGGCGAGGAGGUGGAGGGAACAUGUGAGGGUGGAUGGAUUUGGGUCAAUGCCUGAGCAGACAAAUCUGCGGUACAAGUUAAAGAAGCGGCAGGUCAAGGUUCUCAAACGGUUUGCGCAGGCAAUGAAGUGGCCGAAUUUGGAUCCUACCAUGGAGAAUCUGAGAGUUCAUGACGAAGAGUUUCGACUUGAUUCGAUUAGUUCGGAUGCGUUUGCGUUCUUUAGCGGUCUUGUACUGCCAGGGCCUACAUUCCCAUUUCUCAUUAUGAACACCCUCAUUGACCUCGACCCCGACUCCGGCACCGACGAGCUUGCUCUCCUCUCUCAUAUCAACCCCCAAUGCGGCUUCCAGUAUUGUAAUAGUCAUACGUACUGGUCGGCAAGCUGCAUUGUCGGCAAAGUCAUCGCCCCGACAUGCUGUUGCGUAGCUGGCUGGGUCGGCCCAGGACGCCCAACCUUGGACCUCGGUCGGUCCCAGAUCGCACGCAUUCGCACGCGGCGGCCCAAACAAAUGGAUCGCCGCAUAGGCCCCGAAGACGUUGAGAGCAUGAAGGAGAGAUCCGACCCUCUGGGCCCCGCGGCUCAGUCCUACCCGGUGGACGAAUACACCCUCGUCGUCCCCGACGAGGACUCCUUCGCCGUCGACACGGUCCGUAUCGAACUCCUGGGCUUCAAGCCUGUCGUCGCAAUGGAAGAAGACACAAUUGCCAACCCCGGCCCGCGGGUCUUCGAUGCCACGGUGCAAUUUGCCAUAGACGGCAUGUCCUGGCCGCUGAGACUCAUGUACGACGUCUCCUUUGUAACCGCCUGGCCGUGCUCGCUGCCUCCACACCCGCUGUUCUUUGACUACGUCUACCGCGUCGUCAAGGCGGAUGAGGUGGUGCGCGUCCGGGACUGGGGAGGGUUGUAUUACAAAAGUCUGAGGAGUGGCUCCGCUAGCGCGCGGUCCAGCCCUGCGCCGCCGUUCUACAACAUGGGAUACGAUGACGAGUUCGACUUCAUUGACGACGAUGGGGACGACGAGAAAGUGCUCGUGGUGGAGGCAUAUGGCGUGGCGGAUAAUGAGGUUCUGGCUAGAGCUUGGUGCUCACACUGGGGACUGAGUGCAGUGGUGGCUGAUAUACGAAAGACGUGGUGA